CCAAAUCAGGAUAGAUGAAAAACAGUCUGAAGCCCCCAGGCAAACAGAUGUUGUUGCAGAUAUUGACAAGUAGUGUAAAAAGGACAAAAAUAGUUCAAUCCUGCAAGAGGAUGCUUAGUCUGCAGAAAAAAGGCAAGUGAGAGGGACCCACACUCCCUUCCCCUCAUCAAACAGCGAUUGGCUCCUGCACAGUAAAUCUCCUAUCACAGAGCUUACCUAUAAUGUCCCCACUGAUGGAGGAGGGAGCAGCCAGAACAAAGCCAGGUGACCCCUACAUUUAGUGUAGUCAGAUACCUUUGUGGGUGUUUUAUUGUUUAUCUCUGUUUGUGAAAGAGUGAGAGAUCAGUUGUGUACAGUUGUGAGUUUGUGAGGGUGUAUUCAGCUUCUCUGGUUUCGCACAUGGUGUUAAAUUACUCAGUGGGACCUUUAAUACAGCUAGAGACACUCUUGAUUGGAAGUUUGGAUGAGGGAGUGUGAGGGAAGUGGGGAACAGAGCGGAGCUGGCAGGCAGGACAAAGAGGGCACAGAAACUUCUGCAGAGCCAGGGACAUGGGAAAGUGUCUCCAAUCAAAGGAUGUCGAUUCUUACUUCUUAGAUUAACCAAAGGCCUGAAUCCAAACCUAGUGUCCAGCAGCCUGAAUGGUAACCAGGAGGAGAGAAGCUCUGGCGCGAUCUUCAGCGUGGCACUGGUUGAGGUUCCUUCUCUGUCCCCGGAACCAGAUUGACCAUCAUAGCGAGCAUCAAAGCAGGCAAUGGAGGUGCCGCUUGUUAAUUUUGAAAACAUGGACGAUGUUGGCAUCAACCUAGGUGACCCAAGCGACUCAGGUUACCCGACCUCACCCAACUCAGAGGCUCCUGAUCAGAACUUGCUGGCCCACCGGCUGGCUUCUCCUCCUCAGUCGCCACGCAGAGGACGGCGACAGCGUCAGUCUGGGCAGGAAGGGUUUUCCCCCUCCACUCCUCCAACUCUUACCUCCAAGGCAAACUCCAGCAGUGGCAGUCUGAUCUCCAGUCUGAAGCUCCUGGCAAACAGUGAGUCUCCCACUGACAGUGUCUUCAGUAAGAUGCUAAAGGAUUAUUAUGAGAAUGAAGAUCUGUUCGAAAAGCACUGCUUGGAGGAGAAAGAUGAGAAGGUCGUCAUAAAUAUUUCUGGCUUGAUGUUUGAAACCCAGCUCAGUACCCUGAGUAAGUUUCCAGAGACGCUGUUGGGUGAUCCCAUGAAGCGAUUACAAUACUUUGACCCAAUGAAGAAUGAGUAUUUUUUUGAUAGAAAUCGUCCGUCAUUUGAUGGGAUUCUCUACUAUUACCAGUCAGGAGGGAGAAUCCGCAGACCAGCCAACGUUCCCUUAGACAUUUUUGCUAAUGAAAUUGUUUUCUAUGAGUUGGGCCAUGAAGCAAUGGAGCAGUUUCGUGAAGAUGAAGGGUUUAUUAAAGAACCUGAAGUCCUCUUACCCACCAAUGAACUGCAGAGGCAGUUCUGGCUCCUCUUCGAAUACCCUGAGAGCUCCAGUGCGGCCAAAUCUGUGGCUCUGGUCUCUGUCUUGGUCAUUGUUAUUUCCAUCUUUAUUUUCUGUCUGGAGACUCUUCCAGAGUUCAGGGAGGACAGCGACUUUCCUCCAGGUUUCAUCCAAAUGAUCAACGGAACUGCCUCUUACCCUGCCCCUAAAACUGUGUGGACAUAUCUCACGGACCCAUUUUUCAUUGUGGAGACUAUUUGCAUUAUAUGGUUCUGCUUUGAGCUUGGUGUCCGUUUUGUGGUUUGCCCCAGUAAGAGUGAUUUCUUUAAUAACAUCAUGAAUAUUAUUGACAUUGUGUCUAUAAUUCCUUAUUUUGUCACCCUGGGAACCGAGCUGGCCACAACGCCGGACGAAGAUAUGAAUGCAGGUCAGAACAUGUCCUUGGCAAUUCUAAGAAUCAUUCGACUUGUGAGAGUCUUCAGAAUUUUUAAGCUCUCCCGCCACUCAAAAGGUCUUCAGAUUUUGGGUCAAACCCUAAAAGCCAGCAUGAGGGAACUGGGGCUGCUAAUCUUCUUCCUCUUCAUAGGAGUCAUCCUUUUUUCCAGUGCCAUCUACUUUGCAGAAGUGGAUGAACCCCAGACGCAGUUUGUUAGCAUCCCUGAUGGCUUCUGGUGGGCUGUGGUAUCCAUGACCACUGUUGGUUAUGGGGACAUGUGCCCAAUUACAAUGGGAGGCAAAAUGGUCGGCACCCUCUGUGCCAUUGCUGGUGUCCUGACCAUUGCCCUGCCAGUCCCUGUCAUUGUCUCCAAUUUCAACUAUUUCUAUCACCGUGAGACCGAGCAGGAAGAGAAACAAGUGAUGGAUGCAGCUGCAGAAGCUGCCCAGAAAAUGUCAGCUGCUAACAAGUAUGGAAGUACCCUUUCUCUCAACAAAAGUAAUGGCACAUGGCAAAAUGAGAAAAAUGGCAUGCACUGAAAAAGAUAAGUUUUUUUUUUAUUAAUGUCAGAGG
Messenger RNA from Poecilia latipinna (sailfin molly), 2466 nucleotides. Its product is annotated as potassium voltage-gated channel subfamily A member 10-like. Bases 753 to 2432 code for a protein of 559 amino acids. The record is from RefSeq and is a predicted model, not a curated record. Gene Ontology annotation, cellular component: voltage-gated potassium channel complex; membrane. Lineage: Eukaryota; Metazoa; Chordata; Actinopteri; Cyprinodontiformes; Poeciliidae. The transcript has 3 exons. Gene Ontology annotation, molecular function: protein binding; delayed rectifier potassium channel activity. Gene Ontology annotation, biological process: potassium ion transmembrane transport; protein homooligomerization; action potential.